GGCAGAACUAUUGGGAAGAGACGCACCACCAUUGCACCCCAAUGUGUUCAAUCACAGUCAAAGCCUCAUAUUAUGGACCCUCUAUCUGCUUAAUCUGUUUUAGAAUUGAAGAAAUUUCUGAGGAUGAUGUCUUGGCUGUCUCAUGGAGAAGCACACCAGAAUUAUUAUAUCUGGAGUACACAAUUUCAAUAUUGUCAAAAUCUUGCUAAAGAACAGGAGGAAGAUAUCAUCUGUGAUUUGCGUUCUAUUCCCACUGAAGAAGAAAUCAUUCUUAAAACUCUAAAUUCAGCAAUGCAUGAAUUUGAGGCACCUUCAACUCAAGAUCUAGAAAAGAAUGAUGUUGAAGUAAAUCUUGAACAUGACAGAUAAGGACCUUCUGAUGAUCGAAUUGAUGCAACACCUUUUGAAUAAGAGAAAGUGGUAGAGAAAAUUGGUGUUACUUUUGUUGCAGUGUUGCUACAGAGGAAAUCAAAUCAGCUGCUGCUGAGGAUGAAGUUGUCAAAGGGCUAGAAGCUCCUUCCUCAGUACAAGCGGAGAAGAAAAGAGAUAUAAAGAAGAGGUCCCUGCCUUACAAAAAAACUGUUUCUUUAAAGGAAAUCCAAACAAAAGUUUCCUUUGAAAGACGCUUAAGCAUCCUCUGCACCAUCUCAGCAGAAGUCCAAGAAAUGCUCUAGUGCUGCAACCACCACUUCACCAAUUGUUAGGAAGAAGGCUCUAAUUAAAUCUGCCAACAGUUCAGGGAAGUCCUCUCGUACUUACUUCAUAUCCUCUAGUGCAUCAGAUUUUAUGCCAUUUGUUUCAAAGAAAAACAUCCUUCCUCAAAGAAACAUUGAUAUUAAAGAUUUUGAGUCAAAGAUGAACCUACUUGGUGUGAUAAGAAGUAUAUGUUAGUACACGUGCGAUCUAUGAUAUGAAGCUUUCCUAAAGUUUAGUACACUGCUGAUCUAGAAUAGGGUUGCAAGCACGUGGAGAAGAUCAUGAAGAAGUGUAGCAAGCCAUGAAAAGAGCUCAGACAGAGUUUGAGUCAGAAGCUUUAGAAGAGGCACUGAAGGCUCAACUAUUGGAACAUUUUGAUAGAAACAACUACGCCAAACUUGCUACAUGCUUUGAGGACAUAUUGCAAAAAGAUCCCACCUGUGAGUAUUCAUUGGGAAGGCUCGUUUGCUUGUAUCAAAAAGGGGACUAUAGCACUGAAAAAUUGGUGGAAAAGAUAGCCUCAAACUUAGAUGCUACUUGUGCUAAGUGCAACAUAUGGAGGGAGUUUGCGUCUCUCUUGCUGAAGCUUUCUCAAAUUGAAGGAGACUGUGUAUCUGUCUGCGCUGAUGAUGAUGAUGAUGAUGGACCGAAGCAACAACCAUCUGAGUUCGUUAGUAGUCGUGUCCCAGAAAUUUUCAUUGCACCUGGAUCAGGAGAAUCAUGGAGGCUUCGUUGCAGAUGGUGGCUUACACGUCACUUCAGCAAGAGCAUACUUGUGUCUGAUAUUGCUUCAGGCGACCUGGAGCUCCUCACUUACAAGGCAGCAGCCUCGUGUCAUCUUUAUGGGCGAGAGUUUGGAUAUGUGGUACAGGUUAGUGAGUUCUUGAAGAAUACAAAUAAUACGGACAUGUUGUUUAUACUAAAUAGGCAUGUCCACAACUCUGCCGGGUUUUAUUUGAAUUUAGACAGGAAGAUGCUAUAAAAUCUUGUUUCAGCCACAGGCGUCCUUAUUUAUUCAGCAUUUAGCAAACGGUGUCUCAUCAUAUUAGGUCAGGAAAGAAAUUCAUGUAAAUUUCAAGUUUGCCUGCUUAACCAAGAAACUUAUUUUCCACUU
Cuscuta campestris is the source of this 1810-nucleotide messenger RNA. NCBI's taxonomy places the organism in Eukaryota, Viridiplantae, Streptophyta, Magnoliopsida, Solanales, Convolvulaceae. The record is from the annotation of a GenBank genome assembly.